AAAGAAGAAAAGUAACAUCGGAUAAGAAAAAUAAAAGCAAUACGAUCAAGUUUUCGGUUGUCUAUUCUUAAAUUUAAUUAAGUAAAAUCGAGCCGUUUCUACCAAGGUAGAUUAAUUUUAAUCUCGGUAACUUACUGUUUAUUUUAUCCUAAUUUUUGGUACUAAAAUAUGAGAUAACAAGUUAAACCGAUCUCUAAUUUUGGUAGAAACAAGCUAUAGUUCGUCAACUUUACCACCUUAACUUAUCGAUAUUUAAGUCGAAGAAUUUUUAUCAUUUGCGAAAAUUUACAAAGUGUCUUCCUAAAAAUUAAAGACCGCAAAACGGGAUCAAAAACCGCACGGUCCUUGCAGACGAUUGGCUGUCACAGAGACGUGCGACCAACUGGACGACGCCAACGUGCUUUGUCUGUUGUUUUGUAUUCCUAAGAUAUUUGAUUACAUUUCGAGAAGGUUCGAGAGUAUCGGAGAAGGUUGCAGAAUUGCGAAUUUCAUAUUUCACACUCGGCCGUUUUGACACGAUACAUUCAAUAAGCGAUAAGCGGACACGAUGGAGGAGACGAAAACGGAGCACGACAUGAUGCCCAAACCGAAGAUAAAACACGAUUGGUACCAAACGGAAGCCAACGUGGUUGUGACGAUACUCGCCAAAAACACGGAAAACAUCAAGGUCCAGUACGGGGAGUGUACACUAAGUGUGUCCGCAAAGUUGCCAUCUGGUGGUGAAUAUAGCUUGGAGCUGGACUUGGCUAACUUUAUAGUGCCAGAAAAAUGUUCGCACAAGGUAGGACCAUCUAAGAUAGAAAUCCAGUUGAAAAAACGAGAUGGUAUUAGAUGGACGACAUUGGAAGGAAAUCCACAGAAAGAUGUAUGUAAAGUAAAACCAAUACCACGUGAAAUACUUCAAGCCGGCGAACAAUCAAACAAAUAUCCAAGCUCCUCUAAAAUAGUCAAGGAUUGGAAUGCAAUAGAAAAAGAAAUAACAAAGCAAGAGGCAACAGAGCAGAAUGAAGGUGAAGCUGCGGUGAAUGCUCUCUUCCAAAAA
Molecule: messenger RNA, 1042 nt
Organism: Monomorium pharaonis (pharaoh ant)
Lineage: Eukaryota; Metazoa; Arthropoda; Insecta; Hymenoptera; Formicidae
Gene: Sgt1
Product: protein SGT1 homolog
Exons: 4
Biological process (GO): protein stabilization
Molecular function (GO): protein-folding chaperone binding
Source: RefSeq, a predicted model, not a curated record